ACAUUUUCCCCUCGGGCCCCGACAAUUCUAGAGACGGCCCUGCUUUUUCCUCCGAUGUGUUGCUAAUGAUGUAAUUCCUCCUAGUCCUGUAACCCAGGAUCCCCCAGCAGGCGGACUGCAGGCUGGUUUUUCGGUUUUAAAGCCAGGCUCCGCCUCUCCACCCAGCUUGUCCAGCAGCAGCGGCGCCGGCGGCGGCUCAGUGCGCCGGGGAGCGUCAGGCAGCAGGACACGCCGCGGACGGGAGCGGACCCGCCGGAUCACAAAACUCGAUCCCUCCUUGCCUUCACGGGGAAAACACCCCCACACAUCUCCUCAGACCGAGCGAUCCGGUGGAUACAUCGGAACAAACUCCGGGUUGGAUCCGUAGCCAGUGGCGGGCAGGAGGGAUGCUGCUCCAGCCCGACACGGUGCACCGCGCAGUCCGCCUCCCAGGCUGGUGAUGCCCGCCGCGGUGCGGGGAUCCCCACCCAGCUGCAGCGGCAGCAGGUCGGAACAACAGGGCGUCGGGGAGAUGGUGGUGGUUCGGCCGGGAUCAUGGCUAACGGAACCGGUUCUAUCAUGCUGAAAUGCGUCGUGGUUGGAGACGGCGCAGUGGGUAAAACGUGUCUCCUGAUGAGCUAUGCCAACGACGCCUUUCCAGAGGAGUAUGUGCCCACGGUGUUUGAUCAUUAUGCAGUGAGCGUCAACGUUGGAGGGAAGCAGUACUUGUUGGGACUGUAUGACACAGCUGGCCAGGAGGACUACGACCGCCUGAGGCCCUUGUCCUAUCCGAUGACAGAUGUCUUCCUCAUCUGCUUCUCCGUUGUCAACCCGGCCAGUUUCCAAAACGUGCGUGAGGAAUGGGUGCCGGAGCUGCAGGAGUACGCACCCAGCGUUCCCUACCUGCUGAUUGGCACCCAGAUUGACCUUCGUGAUGAUCCUAAGACUAUCGCAAAACUGAACAACAUGAAGGAGAAGCCAAUCGCCACGGAGCAGGGACAGAAACUGGCCAAGGAGAUCGGGGCGUGUUGCUACGUGGAGUGCUCAGCGCUGACCCAGAAGGGCCUGAAGACGGUGUUUGACGAGGCCAUCAUCGCCAUUCUGGCUCCCAAGAGGAAGAAGGGAUCCAUGAAGAGAAGACUGGGACCCCGCUGUAUCAACUGCUGCUUGAUCACGUGAUGUGGCGGCUCCUCCAAAUCCUUCUUGUGAAAGACCACAAACCAAACAUGGACUGACGGCAAAACAUGGAUAAAAUGCAAAGACAAAAACCAGGAGGAUUGACGGACAAAACAGGAGCUAGCUCUGAGACUCUUGAAAUACCAGAAGUCUCUCCUGAGCUGAGAAUGCCGUUUUUACCAAAGGAGCUCAAAACCCAUCAUUCUCUUCUUCUACAAGACUUUUGCCUCAAAAGUACCUUCUUUUAUAACCAUUUUAAUCAUUUUUUUGUUUAUUUCUGUCGCUGUAUGCCGUUACAGGAAAGACAUUUCAGCUUUAAUAUGAAUGCUUAAUUCAUAAGUAUUUCUAUUGUUUUUGGAAAUUACUUUUAAGUUUAUCUCCAAAAUUAUGGAAGAGAAGAAGUUCUUAGCUUUGAAAUUUUGUCAUGGGAGACUCAGUUUUACAUUUUUAAUUUCAAAACUUUAAAUUCGGACGAAUUGUGGACCUACAGCUGCGUUAUUUUUAAGGUUGUUUUGUAGUGUGGCAUGCCAAAAUACUCCAAGGUAGAACAAAACUGAGGAGUUCACAAGAAAAUGAAAAUGUUUAUUAUCCAUUUUUAGAAACUAUAUUAUCUAGAGUUUGUAAGAUUAUAUCACUAAAUCAAAUAUCAUCAAGAUCAUAUUUUAUCAGCUGAUAAAUAACAUUUUGUUAUGCAGUAACUUGCUAUGUUUUUAUCAAUUUAAAGAGAGAAAUUGUAGACUAACUCGUAUAUUUCCCAAAGAAUGCACAUCUUUCAUUAAAGGGCAUAUAUCAUAAGUUUUUCAUAUCGUUUUUU
Messenger RNA from Gambusia affinis (western mosquitofish), 1969 nucleotides. It is a transcript of the gene rhoq, whose product is annotated as ras homolog family member Q. The transcript has 5 exons. Gene Ontology annotation, biological process: small GTPase-mediated signal transduction; cortical actin cytoskeleton organization. Lineage: Eukaryota; Metazoa; Chordata; Actinopteri; Cyprinodontiformes; Poeciliidae. The coding region runs from base 535 to 1158 and encodes 207 amino acids. The record is from RefSeq and is a predicted model, not a curated record. Gene Ontology annotation, molecular function: GTPase activity; GTP binding.